Messenger RNA from Yamadazyma jaroonii, 849 nucleotides. The record is from the annotation of a GenBank genome assembly. Lineage: Eukaryota; Fungi; Ascomycota; Pichiomycetes; Serinales; Debaryomycetaceae.
AUGUCUUGGGACGACGAAGAUUUUGAUGUUGGUAACAACAACGCCGCAGCCUCAUGGGAAGAUGAAGCCUUAGACGAUGAUCCAGUUUUAGAUAGUUGGGAUAUCGAUGAAGAAGAAGUUGAAAGACAAAAGAAAGAAGCUGCUGCUAAGAAGAAAGCCGAAUUAGAUGAAUUACAUAAAAAACAAGCUGAAGCUAAAGCUAAAAAAUUAGCAGCUAAGAAUGGUAAAGAUCCAGUUUUAUUAGAAAUUGAUAAAGUGGAUCCAAAAACCAGAGCUGAAAUGUUAAGAAAAGCUGAAUUGAAUAGUGAUUUAAAUAAUGCAGCUUCAUUAUUUGGAGAUUUAAGUGUUGUUGAUGAAAGUUUCGAUAUUAAUGCUCAUCCUAGAGAAAGAGCUACACAAGCUGCUGCUGCUAAAGCUAAAGCAAAUUCUGCUACCACUUUAACUAAAGAUUCACCAUUAGAAUUGCAUCCAAUCUUUAAACCUGAGUCUAAACAAGAUUUUGAAAAAUUAAGAAAGACCUUAAGUUCAACAUUAACCAAAUUAGCUGAAGAAUCAUCAUUAAAUUACUCAUCAUCAUUAGCUAUAGAUUUGAUUAGAGAUUUAUGUCAACCUUUAUCAAUUGAAAACACCAGAAAAGUUACAUCAACUUUAAGUAUCAUCAUUAAAGAUAAAGAAAAGGCUGAAAGACAAGCUAGAUUAUCAAAAGCUGGAGGUACUUCUACUGGAGGUGCAGGAAAAAAGAAAGCUAAACCUGCUGUUAAAACCAAUGUCAAUAGUUCAUUCAAAAAAGAUGUUUUUGAUGAUAUGAAUAAUAAUUACGAUGAUUUUGGUGAUGAUGAUUUUAUGUAG